This is a messenger RNA of Oncorhynchus mykiss (rainbow trout), 2491 nucleotides long. NCBI's taxonomy places the organism in Eukaryota, Metazoa, Chordata, Actinopteri, Salmoniformes, Salmonidae. The record is from RefSeq and is a predicted model, not a curated record.
UUGACAAUUUGUCUUCCUUCCCUCCUGUCCUCCCCAGGUUGAUGCUCCAGCUGCCUGAGGAAAUGGGCUUAAUGUCUGUAGCUGCUCGACAGACCCAGGGUAGAGGCUUCGGGGGGAAAGCAGGGCUGAGUCCUCUGGGAUGUGCUAUGUUCAGUGUGCAGGUGUCUGUGAGCUCCAGACUGGGCCAGAGGAUCCCCUUCCUGCAGCACCUGGCUGCGCUGGCAGCGGUGGAGGUUGUACGCACCCUGCCCGGUUACCAGGAGAUUGAUCGCAGAGUGAAGUGGCCUAAUGACAUUUACUACAGUAACCUGAUGAAGCUUGGAAGAGUGCUGGUGACAUCAACAGUCAUGGGACCAACCUUCCAUCUCCUCGUUGGCUGUGGCUUCAAUAGGAGCAACAGCAACCCCACCAUCUGUAUCAACAACCUGGUGAUGCAGCACAACCGAGAGUGUGGCACCAGCAUGGAGCUCCUGAGCUCAGCACAGCUCAUAGGUCGCACCCUCACCUCCCUGAAGCAGCUCAUCUCUGCCUUCCAGGAGAGGGGUCAGAGGCCGUCCUGCCCCUCUACUACAAGAGAUGGGUGCACAGCGGGACUCAGGUGUGUCUGUGGAGCGAGAACGGCCCCCAAGCCGACGUGGUGGGCCUCGACGACAAAGGCUUCCUGUAGGUGCUCUCUGAGGAGCAGGGUUUGGUCUCCUUGCAAUCUAAUGGCAACUCCUUCGACAUGCUGAGGAACCUGGUGGUCAUCAAGCAACGCUAGGACCCUGUAAGGACCCCUAUGGAGUAUGCCCACCUGGUUGCCUGAAGGGCAUUUUAGCCAGUGGCAUCACGAAAGAAGAUUAGCCAGCUCCUUCGUAGCUUGAGUCGGAGAUACACUAACUGUUUGUGAGAGGAUCUCACACAACUAAUCUGCAAGGUAAAAUUACUUUUUUAAACUUUUUUUUUAUUGUUUUUUACUAGUUAGAAUUAGUAUUUUACUCUAUCAAUGACUUAACUGCAAGUAAAAAUACAAAUUUUCUCUUAUUUUACUUGAUAGAUUGGCUGAAGCUUAUUUGGAGCCUAAAGCAACUGAAUCCUUUUUUUUAUACCAUCCCAUAGUAUUUAGGAAGCUUUAUUUAGGUCAAUCUGAAGUUGGCCUGUUUAGUAUAGUGUGGUGGUAGUGGAAUUACUUGAGUAGUUCAUAUUACACUAUCAAAUUAUAAUUGGCAGCUACAGGAUUUCUAAAAUACAGUCGUUUAUGAAGAAUACAAAAUUAGUCAUUCACCAAAUGCACUUAUAUUAUGCUAUACAAUAGCAUGAUUUAAGUAUUAUUUAACAGUUAUCUUGUUCAAAGGUUGUAAAAUCAAAUUGUCAACACUGAUUAUUUCCUUUUGGAAUGUAGUAUUCCAUGUAACAUCUUUAGUUACAACACUCAAAGACUAUUGAGAAGGUGCUAGCUGUCGACAACAGUAUUUCUUUCCAGAGGUAUUGACACGAGGGCUAUUAACAUGUUAAAACACGUCUUUAACGUGUCGCUUGGAAAUGUACCAAAUCUGAUUUGCGUAAAGACGUUAUGAUGCUAUUGACAUGGGAGGUCACACUUAGAUGCAAAUGCAUUCACUAAGUGCAAACACAUUGUGAUAGACUGCCCGAAGGCUGACUCCUAUCCCAACUGCUGGACUGUUAAGCAUUGGUUUCUACUGAGCUACAGGCUAAACGAAGUCUGUUGCACUGAGUCAUGUAUUAACUUGUGUUAUCAUAGAACUUCAUCAAUUUGAGAACUAAAAGUUCAUAUUUACUUUAAGCCUUAUUUUUGAUAUUUUGGAGGUUAGAUAGAGUUUUUUUUGUACUCUUUAGGACAGGCUUCCUUUAAGUUUCAGAGACUAUAAUUGUUACUCAGUGACUGACAAGAUACAUAUUUGUAAGAUAAAGAGAUGAUCUGUAUAUGUGAUAACACACACAAUUGAUGUAAAACAUCCGCACUCUAUAACUAUGUAAUUAUGUCAUAAAGGAAUACUGGUUGCACUUAAAAGUUAUUUGGUAACCUUUGAAGUGUCAAUGAUAUAACUUGUCCUUCCAAUAAGAGCAACACUAUUAUUCAAACACUAUACUGAAAUAAAUAGAUAUACUGGACUUAGACUGGGAUUUAUAAUUUUUCUGAUACCUUUGCAUGGGUAUGAGGGUGUAGACACAUUAAUGAAUACCCCUAGAGCAAAAUUGGCUUUCAAGUCCGCUUCAAAAUAAUGCUGUUUGCAACAACGCAGUCUCCCAUCUUAAGGCCUGUCGUUGGACAACAAAAAGGGGCCUCUCAAACGAAAGGAAGGAGGGUUCCUAUUGCUCUCUUUGCUCUCCCUUUCCCUUCUCCAUGCUCCUUGAGCUGUACUAAAGAGAAAAACACUGUGAUUGAGUCCAGCUUUGCCCAGCAGUGGCUGUGGAGUGGGAGAGGGAGGGGGAAGCAGAUUCCCUCCGCCUCCCGGUGGGGGAGUGAUGAGGUGUGGGAGAGCCCUUUGGU